Messenger RNA from Geosmithia morbida, 2385 nucleotides. RefSeq lists its product as uncharacterized. The transcript has 4 exons. The record is from RefSeq and is a predicted model, not a curated record. The coding region runs from base 1 to 2385 and encodes 794 amino acids. Lineage: Eukaryota; Fungi; Ascomycota; Sordariomycetes; Hypocreales; Bionectriaceae.
AUGGGAAGUUCAUCGACAAGCCGGAGCCUGGACGCCUUCUCGGAUACCAUCGAUCUCAACCGCCGUCCGAUCCAGGAGUGGGACGGUGCGGCCAAGGAUUCAUACGGAUGGAAAGGAUUGCAUAGGGACCCCGUCCUGUGGACUCGUCACGGAAACUGUCUGGUCUACCUCCACGCCAAGGGCCGGUCAAGGCAGGGCCCUUCGUUCAGGAUUCCCUUCCAGAGCCUGCUCGACAAGAAUUGUGCCCCCCUGAUUAGGCGCUUCCUCGUCGUAGAUGGCGCCACCACGGCUGCCGCGCAGCUCGGGGCCGACCCCCAGCCUACCGCGGAGCUAUACAUCCCGUCGCCGCCGGGGCUCAGCAGCCGGCAGGCCUUCACCUACCACGUCGCCACGCGCAACUUCUUCGCCUGGCUGCAGGGUCGCCCGGUGGUGGGGGAGCACCUCGGGCCCGCCCUCGUCGGUCUCUUCCACGCCAUGCGUGAGUUCCGGGGCGGUGUCGGUGUCGACAACGCCGCCGACCUGAUGGCCUACAUGGACGAGGAGGGCUACCUCGACGUGGCGCACCGGCCGACGUACGCCGUGGCCAUGCUCCACGUUGCCGAGGCGUUCCGCCUACGGGACCUCUACAUCCGCGCCUUCGCACACUGCGUCGGCAUGAGCGACGUACUGGGCUCGUGCCCGGAGUAUGCCACCCUGAGCCGGGCGACCCGGAAGCUCAUCGGCUCGUCCCGCUCGGACCUGCAGUCCCGCGUGAGCGCGGCGUACGGCAUGCUGGACGACUUCCUCGACGACGCCAUGUCCGAGUCGAGACUGGGCAUCCCCCCCGCGGCGCGCGCGCACCUCCAGCAGUUCCGCCGCUUCAUCGAGGCGCACUACGCGAGCCGGCUGGGACGGCACCCGGCCUCGCACCUGGACCCGCAGCUGUGCCGCCUCAUGUGCCGCGACUUCGAGUGCCUGUACCGGCUGCUGGUCGACCAGUCGUACUCGACGUCGCAGGGGAUGCCGUGGGUGGCCAGCAACGGCAUCUGCAUGCUGCAGCUCGUCGACAUGUUCGACCGGGAGCACCAGCUCGAGCCGCUCGAGCACCCGCUGCCCCACAUGCCCACGUACACGGAGGGGGAGGGGGACGGUAAGGCGACACCCCGGUACGUGAUGCGCUGGCUGGGCGACGACGGCAGGAAGCGCAAGCCCAACCGGCGCCUCCUCGCGCAUGCGGCCCUCAUCAAGGCCUCCAACUGGAAGGACAGGGCCAUCUCCGACAACGAGCUCGUCAAGGCCUACCGCAUGUUCGAGGAGGAGUCUGUCCUGUCCUCGACGGUGAGCAGGACGGCCAGGAAGGAUCAGCAGGUCUCCGUCUCGGAUGCCCGCAAGGUGCGCUGGAUCCUCAUCUACGCCAUCUACCAGGUCCUGCGCAGCAUCACCGUCACUCCGCCCGAAGCGUUCGAUGCGGCCCGGACAGAAUACCACAUGGCCGUCUCGACCGAGAAUCUGCCCCCCUGGGACGAGACCGAGAAGAUGAUGGCGGAACCCCCGGAGCGAGACUGCGUCGACCAGACCGGCGCUGGCGGCGGCGGUCCCGCCCCCGCCCCGUCUGUCUACUGGGCCGACGGCGCGGCAGGCGAUAGUAACCCCGAUGGCCUGCUGAGCCCCACAUCCGUGGCAGCCCCCAAGCGACAGGGAUCGGUCUCGCGCGCGCUGAGGCGAAACUCGACCGUGCGGCGAUCGAUCCGACUCUUCCGCCCCAGCUCGAUGCUGCUGCAGUCGAACGGCACCGACCUGUCGCACUCCAACUCGUCCUCUUCGACCGGCUCGCGCAGCAACGGUCACGGCGAGAUCCUGAUGGGAGGAUACGGCAACGGCCUCAAUCACGUCAGGCCGGGCUCCAAGCACGGCCAGACCACGCCGGUCAAGAAGGCAGCAGCACGCAACAACUCGACCGGCUCCUGCGUCAGCAUGCCCUCUCCCGGCAGCACCCAGAGCGACGACACCCUCGAAUCGAGCAUCUGCUCGCUCACCAUGACAGGCGACGACGAAGACGAAGACGACGACGACGACGACGACGACGACGACGACGACAUCAUCACGACUGAAAUCUACACCCUCCCACCACCUCCCCGGACUGAGACCGCCAGCAAGCCUAGCUGGAACCAGCGCCGCUCGGUCCUGCCGACGCCCACCCGCCGCGCGUCAAUGGCCGUCAGCGCCAGCGCCCUCCGCAGGCCGGGGCGGCAGGGUCUGGAGGACGACUGGAUGGCCAUGCAGGCCUUCAUGGACGGUCAGUGCAGUCCCCACGUCGACGGGACGUUUGACUGCGACGAUGGCGACGUCAAACCUGCUUGGGAGCAGUACAAUGACCUCGGUGGCCUGACUGAGACCAGGUGCUGA